Messenger RNA from Striga hermonthica, 1950 nucleotides. Lineage: Eukaryota; Viridiplantae; Streptophyta; Magnoliopsida; Lamiales; Orobanchaceae. The record is from the annotation of a GenBank genome assembly.
AUGGAGUAUCCAUGGCGUCCCAUGCCACAAAGUGGCAAUUUGUGCCCAAUCUGCUCGAAUCCCCAUUACCCAUUCUGCCCACCCCCUCCUCCACAGUACUACAGACCUCCGCCGCCACCUCCCGAUCAACUCUUCCACAGUCCCCUGCCACCGCAGCCGCCGCCGCCAACCCAAAAUCCGUCGGCAACACCGUACGAUCCGUUCGUUGACCACCAAGGCGGUCCCGCAUCUAAUCACUAUCCACCUCCCCCCGCCCAGAUUCCUCCUCGGCCAUGGAACCCUAACCCUAACUACAGUUACGCAGAUUCAAAUCCUGGAUUGGAUUACAACAGCAAUGUUCCGGUGGGCGCCAAAAGAAUGAGGUCUGACAAUGUGUAUGAGAAUUAUGCGGGGAGGCCUUUGGCUGAGGACGAGAGGCGAUUGAAGUUGAUACGCGAUCAUGGAGCUGUGGGCCAGGGUUUGGAUAUGAACCACAGUGGAGGUUCUAGUUUACCUAGUCAUUCUUUUGGGCAGAGCAAUUUUGGUGAUAACAGAAGUCCUGGAGAUCCUCUGUAUGGAGAAAGACAAUGUGCAUAUCUAGAUGUCGAAAAAGGCAGAAAUUUGGGUUUAGGGAUAUCACCUUACAGUCAAAGUGAUGGCCACAUGGUGCAGAAUCAUGGGUAUGGAUACACGAGUUUCAGACCGGCCAAAGAAGUUCAGUUGGAUUAUAAUGCAGCCUAUCAAGAACAGAGACAAAACGUUGCUACCAAAAGUUGGGAGUCAAAAAACCAGUUUAGCCAGUUUCCAGAGACACAUUCAAACAAGCAACAUGCAAUGGAGCCUAGAGUCGGCCUAUAUGCCCUAGCUAAUCAGGUGCAGCCUCCACUACUGAUUACCCAGCCACCGCCGCCACCACCACCACCACUUCCUGCAGAGCUGCCAAGGUUUCGAUUCGCAGAGAACGUUGUUUCAUCUUCGUCCCUCUUUCAGUCUCCGUUUACAAAGGAAAAUCAUACCAUUUCGAUGCCCUCGUCCAGUGAAAAGCCUUAUAGGGAUCCCUUACUGGAUAAGCCCAAAAUUAUUGAUGCUUCUCACAUUUUAAAGCAUCCACAUCGUUCUAACCGCCCAGAUCAUAUUGUCAUUAUCCUGCGAGGACUUCCAGGGAGUGGUAAGAGCUACUUGGCAAAGUUUUUGCGUGAUCUUGAGGUUGAAAAUGGUGGCACGGUUCCGCGGGUCUAUUCCAUGGAUGAAUAUUUUAUGACUGAGGUUGAAAAGGUUGAGGAGAGUGAAGGGUCGAGAUCUUCUGGUUCGGUGAGAGGGAAAAAAACAGUUACAAAGAAGGUUAUGGAGUACUGUUACGAACCUGAGAUGGAAGAGGCAUACAGGUCAAGCAUGUUGAAGGCAUUUCAGAAGACCCUUGUUGAAGGGGUGUUUCCUCUUGUGAUUGUGGAUGACCGCAAUCUGCGGGUAGCUGAUUUUACUCAGUUUUGGGCAACUGCAAAGAGGUCGGGAUAUGAAGUUUAUCUACUAGAAGCUGAAUACAAGGACCCAGCUGGCUGUGCUGCAAGGAAUGUUCACGGUUUCACUCAAAACGAAAUUCAUGAGAUGGCUAGCCGAUGGGAGGAAGCUCCAUCUCUUUAUAUGAAGCUAGACAUUAAGUCGUUACUCCGUGGAGAUGACUUGGAGGAAAACGGGAUUCAAGAGGUUGACAUGGAUACAGAAGAUGACAAUCAUGUUGGUGGCACCUCUGGUUCCACAGGUACAAAUUUAGAGAAAAUUGCAAGACCUUCAGAUGGCAAUCUUGCCCGUGAAGUUUCAUUGAAAGACGAAGAGAAAACGGAUGAUGUACAAGAGCAUCAACUUGAGGUGGUGAAAGAACUUGAACGAUUACGUGCUGAGAGCGAGUCGUUCAGGGCCGUUUUUGAUAAAAGGAGACAGCGAAUAAGUGGGCUCCACAUGGAAUACCAAUGA